AUGGCUGAUAAUCUUCAAAAGGCGAUCAACGCCUUAUCUCUGCAUGAUGAGGAGCCGGUUGAUCUACCUGAUAGCCCCAGAUUUCAUGUUUUUGAUGAAAACGUGACUAGCCUUUUAGGUCGACUGCUAAACCCAGACUGCCAAGCUAUGGACAAGAUGAUUGAGGAGAUGCCCAAGACUUGGAGGGUUGCUGAUAGGGUCCGUGGAAUAGCGUUGUCUCUGGAUAAGUUUCAAUUUAUCUUUGAGCGGGAAGAAGAUUUGUUAACGGUAUUGAAAGAUCGUCCAUGGUGCUAUAAUAACUGGACAAUGCUUCUCGACCGUUGGAUCCCAUCUCCACCAGCAAACUUCUUGACCACUGUUGAUGUUUGGAUCAGAAUCCGUAAGAUCCCUGUGAACCACUAUCGUUUGGAAACAAUGGAGUUCCUGGCUUCUAAAGUCGGGAGGGUGCUAGAGAUUGCUUACGACCCUAAGGCCUCCCAAAAGGAAGAUUACAUUCGAGCUCAGGUUAGACUCGAGAUUGCGCACCCAGCGAUAGCAAUUAAACCUUUGAAUCUGCCCAAGGGGGGAAGGGUGGUCAUUGAAUUUGAGUAUGAGAAGCUUCGGAAAAGAUGUUUUCAUUGCCAACGCUUGACUCACGAGAGACCUAGCUGCCCUUUUAUAGUGCACCGGGAGCAGAUGGAUUAA
Messenger RNA from Brassica oleracea var. oleracea, 684 nucleotides. RefSeq lists its product as uncharacterized. NCBI's taxonomy places the organism in Eukaryota, Viridiplantae, Streptophyta, Magnoliopsida, Brassicales, Brassicaceae. The record is from RefSeq and is a predicted model, not a curated record. The transcript has 2 exons. Bases 1 to 684 code for a protein of 227 amino acids.